Molecule: messenger RNA, 1389 nt
Organism: Helianthus annuus (common sunflower)
Lineage: Eukaryota; Viridiplantae; Streptophyta; Magnoliopsida; Asterales; Asteraceae
Product: putative disease resistance RPP13-like protein 1
Exons: 1
Coding region: 1-1389 (462 amino acids)
Biological process (GO): defense response to other organism
Molecular function (GO): ADP binding
Source: RefSeq, a predicted model, not a curated record
AUGGCUGAAACUCUUGCAAAUGAACUCCUCAAAGUCCUUGUUAAAAAGCUGACCGAUGAAGCCUUCAAGCGAAUUGCUCGUGCUCAGGGUAUUCACAACGAGCUCAAGGAGUUGAAGACCACACUGUCCAGGAUCCAAGAUCUGCUUACCGAUGCUUCCCAGAAGGAGGUGACUCAUAAAUCUGUCAAAUCAUGGCUGAAUGCUCUCCAACACUUGGCUUACGAUAUCGACGACGUACUCGACGACGUGGCGACUGAAGCUAUGCGUCGUGAGCUCACCCUGCAGCAGGAACCUGCAGCAUCCACCAGCAUGGUAAGAAAGCUCAUCCCAUCAUGCUGCACAAAUUUCUCACAAACUCAUAGGCUGUCUCCCAAGUUAGAUAGGAUUAACAAAGAGUUAGAAAAUCUAGAAAAACGAAAAACGGAUCUAGGUUUGCUUAAGAUAGAUGAAAAGCCAAGAAAUACUAGUAGAAGAAGCGAGACCUCUUUGCCGGAACGCGAUGUUGUCGGAAGAGAAGUUGAGAAAGAGCAAUUGCUUAAAAAGUUGUUGGGGGAUGAUGGGUCAUCUCAGGAUAACUUUAGCGUCUUACCUAUAGUUGGUAUGGGUGGGGUUGGAAAAACCACUCUAGCUAGACUUUUGUAUAAUGAUACAAAGGUGCAGUGUUACUUUGAACCCAAGGCAUGGGUUUGUGUUUCAGAUGAUUUUGAUAUUUUCAAGAUAACUGAUGCUAUCCUUCAAGAUGUGACUAAAGAUAACAAGGAAUUUAAAGAUCUAAAUCACCUUCAAAAAGCUCUCACUGAGCAAUUUAAGGACAAACGCUUUCUACUAGUAGUUGAUGAUGUGUGGAGUGAAAAGUAUGGGGAUUGGGAAAACCUAGUGCGCCCAUUUCUAUCAUGUGCUCCUGGAAGUAGGAUAAUCAUGACAACCCGUAAGGAGCAAUUGCUCAAACAGAUAGGUUUUCAUAAUGUAGACCGUCUCAAGAGUUUGUCGAGUGAAGAUGCAUUUCGUUUAUUUGCAGUAAAUGCAUUGGGGGUAGAUAACUUCGACUCACACACGACACUUAAACCGCAAGGUGAAGGUAUUGUGAAAAAGUGUGGUUGUUUGCCUUUGGCUUUAAAGGCAAUUGGAAGGCUUUUAAGGACGAAAACAGAUAGAGAAGACUGGGAUGAGGUGUUGAAUAGCGCGAUAUGGGACGUAGAAGUUGGUAAUGCCACUGAAAAUGGUAAAGAUGUGGAAAAUAGUGAUAAGAUUGUUCCGGCACUUAGGAUAAGCUACCAUGAACUUUCUGCAGAUUUGAAGCAGUUGUUUGCAUACUGUUCCUUGUUCCCAAAGACUUUUUGUUUGACAAGGAGGAGUUGGUAUCGUUGUGGAUGGCAGAAGAGUUUUUGA